UAAAAAUGUGAUCAGGUAACAUUUAAUUCCAUUCUUCCUUCCCUAGUCAUUAUUUUGUGAUAAAGUUGAUAACUGUUAUCUAGACUGAAGUGUUAUUGUACAAACAUAUUUGAUUAUGGACAAAUCUUAAAUAAAAUGGCCUCUGGAGGUUCAUCUUUUUACAAGGCAUCUGACCUGAUUCAUGACUACAGUUGUUCCAAGUGUGGGGAAAAUGACUUUAACACUGAAGCCCAGCACUUCUGUCCAGAGUGUGAACACUAUCUGUGUGACAAGUGUGUGAGGAUACAUGGGGAGUAUUUCAAGAAACAUGUUGUGUAUGGGCGUGGAGACAUCCAAAAGUGGGCGUUCUCCAUGGACAGAUGUGACCAACAUGGCAACAAGCUGGAUGUCCACUGUGAUGACCACCAGGAACUGUGCUGCCAUGUCUGCGUGUCACUCAACCACAGGCUUUGUAGCAGCAUUAGUCACUUGCCUGAACUGGCCAGAGGCUUCCUGAAAACAGCAGUGUUUAAGCAGCUGCCAGCAGCAGUGAACGAGAUGAGGAGCAGGCUAGAUGAGCUCAAGAAUGCCAAGUUGAAAGACCAAGAUGCUCUGAAGGACUCGUACAAGAGCAUCUUGGCUGAAAUAAAGGCUCUCCGUAAAGAGUUAAACCAGAUCUUAGACAAGCUUGAACAGAAAACAGUUGAACAAUUAGAUGGCAUGAUGAAGGAUUUAGAGAAGAGUUUGGAAGAUGACAUUGAAACUUGUACUCAUAUGAAUGAGUUACUGAAAAUCAUGAUGGACAAGUUCGGGCAGAUAGCUGGAAAAAACAAGGAGACAAAAUGUUAUGUCGGGCACAGGAAAUGUCAGACAAAACUGACAGAAGCCCAGAACCUAGUGCAUGAAAUACAAGGAAAGUCAGAAGAAGCCUUACAUUUCAAGUCUGACAGUAGCAUAGUGCCAUUUCUCAGGAACCAACACAUGUUUGGCGCCCCUGAAAGAGUGAUUACCGUAGCGAAGAGCUUAAAUAGUGUUUAUGUGUACAAAGGUCUAGGGUCAAAGAAGUUCAGUGUUAGAAUAAAGAAAGAUAAGAAAACCUGCAGUAUUGAAGGUAUAUGUGAGCUGCCCAGUGGAGACCUUGUUAUUGCUGACUCAAAGAAUAAGAGAGUGAAGCUUCUGGACAUGACGUACAAGGUUACUGCUCACCUUGACCUUCCUGUUCCUCCACUCCACUUGUGCAACCUAACCGGCAGUGAAAUUGCUGUCGUAAUUGAUGAUGAUAAAAUGCAUGCGAUCUGCAUCCUGACAGUGACCAGAGGACAGUUUCAAGUAUCGAGAAAGUUCACCACAGACCAUCAGUGUAAGUCCAUUGCCUACCACCAGGGUCAGCUCUAUAUCUGCUCCUACUCUGCUCUGUACCAGUACACAAUGGAUGGACGGCUGGUAAAGGUGUUAAAAAAAGACAUAGGAAUUAACACAUGUGCUGUCAGUCCUGAUGGACAGAUAAUCUAUAUAGCAGAAUUUGAUACCAAUCCUUUAAUUACCCUUGAUAAAAAUGGUCAAGUGUUUACAAAGCUUAAAGAUCCUGAACUAAAAUAUGCAUGUGGAGUAUGUGUCAGCCCUAGUGGCCAUGUAUUUGUGUGUGUGGUUGAGACUGAAAGUGUGGUACAGGUAGACAGAGAGGGGAGGCAGAAGCUAGCCACAGUGGCUGAUGGCUUAGACUUCCCUCAGUCAGUGUGGUUCAGUGAAUGCAACUCAUGUCUCAUUGUUGGGAAUGGUGAAAAUGAUAGCAUUGUUGUUAUCAAGAUGUGUUAA
Messenger RNA from Mya arenaria, 1794 nucleotides. RefSeq lists its product as uncharacterized. The record is from RefSeq and is a predicted model, not a curated record. Gene Ontology annotation, cellular component: nucleoplasm; chromatin. Lineage: Eukaryota; Metazoa; Mollusca; Bivalvia; Myida; Myidae. The transcript is spliced from 2 exons. Bases 136 to 1794 code for a protein of 552 amino acids. Gene Ontology annotation, biological process: positive regulation of DNA-templated transcription. Gene Ontology annotation, molecular function: protein binding; zinc ion binding; ubiquitin-protein transferase activity.